This is a messenger RNA of Fonsecaea erecta, 2070 nucleotides long. RefSeq lists its product as hypothetical. NCBI's taxonomy places the organism in Eukaryota, Fungi, Ascomycota, Eurotiomycetes, Chaetothyriales, Herpotrichiellaceae. The record is from RefSeq and is a predicted model, not a curated record. Bases 1 to 2070 code for a protein of 689 amino acids. The transcript is spliced from 3 exons. Gene Ontology annotation, molecular function: FAD binding; acyl-CoA oxidase activity; fatty acid binding. Gene Ontology annotation, biological process: fatty acid beta-oxidation using acyl-CoA oxidase; lipid homeostasis. Gene Ontology annotation, cellular component: peroxisome.
AUGGAUUCCCCUAGUGACUUCAGCGCUGGACUCAAGCCCGCCGCCCCUGAUGGCGCUACGAUCAUUCACAGCGAGCGCCAGCGCUCGAACGUUAACAUCCAGCAGCUCUCGGAGCAUUUGAUGGGGCCUGAAUAUCUCGAGCGCCAAGGACGAGUGUUGACCAUCUUGGGUAAAGAGAAGAUAUUUUCCAAGUCAAUCCAGGCAAACCUUUCCCGACCGGACAGGUACAAGCUCGGGCUUGCCCGCGGAAAGCGUAUGAGACAGCUCCAAGACAAGCACGGCUGGGACGAUGAUGAUUUCCUUAUGGCGGAGUACCUCGUGGACGACAUCCAGCCAUAUCAUCUUCAUAUAUCGCUUUUCACUGCUGCGGUCCGCGAACAGGCAAGCGACGAGCAGAGGGCGUACUGGAUGCCCAAGAUAGCAGCAUGGGAAAUUAUCGGUGCCUAUGCCCAGACGGAACUCGGCCAUGGCAGCAAUGUUCGGGGGAUAGAGACUGAAGCACGGUGGGAUUCGGCUACGAAAGAGUUCAUCCUGCAUAGUCCCACAAUUACAGCAAGCAAGUGGUGGAACGGUACGCUCGGCCGCACAGCCAAUUAUGCGGUCGUCGUUGCUCAGUUGAUGUUACCCGAAAAUGGGAUCUACAAGUCAUACGGGCCGCAUCCUUUCAUUGUUCAGAUCCGCGAUCUGAAGACGCAUCAGCCACCUCAUAGUAUCGUUGUCGGCGAUAUAGGUCCAAAGUACGGAUAUGCUCCCAUGGACAACGCAUAUUGCCUAUUUAACCAGCAUCGUAUUCCGCACAGUGCCAUGUUGUCCAGGCACUCUCGCCUCGACCCUCAAACAGGCAUAUACACCAAGCCGAAGAAUCCGUCCUCGGUUUAUGGACAGCUUACUCGAGGACGUUCAGUCAUUGUUAUGAAUGCGCGUCUGGUGCUGGCUCGAGCCGUGACGGUGGCGGUACGCUACCUGUCGAUUCGACGCCAAUUCCGUGACCAAGAUAAGCCAACUCAGCCACUGGAGACAUCUGUCCUCGAUUACACCACCGUGCAAAUACGCAUUCUGCCUCUGUUAGCAACAACAUUUGCCCUUCAUUAUUCAGGUGCUUAUAUGCGGCAGCUGUACGAACGUACACGCAAAGAUGACACCACAAUUGACACGAUCGAUCAUGCCGCUCUCUCCGAGCUGCACAGUACGUCGGCCGGGCUCAAGAGCCUAGCCACGACACUCGCGGCGGAUGGAAUUGAGGUCUGUCGACGCUCAAUGGGUGGCCACGGGUUCGGUGGAGGUACUGGCCUGGUACAGCUGAACGCGGACUAUUUGUCCAAGCCAACGGUGGAAGGUGAUAAUUGGAUGAUCACACAGCAAGUUGCACGGUACCUCAUCAAGAAAGUAAAGGAGCAGAUACACGCACCGAAGGACAAGCCGUCGGGUCAAACUGAGGAGCAUAUCAAAACUUAUCUGUCCGCCCAAUCCCCCACGCGGAAACUCGACGUUCUGGAGAGCGACCAGUCCAUUGUGGAUGCUUUCAAUUGGCGCAUGUCCUGCAUGGCAUACCGGGCAUAUGAUGCCCGAGAGGUACAGAAGAGAUCCUGGAACAGCCUACUCAUCGAAUUCCACAAACUGAGCCGGGCUCACUCUCAGGCAAUGCUGGUAUCGAACUUCUACCAAGCGGUAGCCGGCCACAACAAAGAUAUCGUUCUGGAUUCGGCAACACGCUCUGUUCUCCUGGACCUCUUCCGACUGUUCGCCCUUCAUACCAUGGAUUCGGAUGCUCGAGAGUUUCAGAACUCUGGUGCAGUCUCUUCAGAGGAAUUAAAUGAAUUGCCUGCGAAAGUGCUUGGGCUGAUGGAAAGGAUCAGGCCACACGCUGUUCGGCUUGUAGAUGCGUGGGCCAUCCCGGACUAUUUGCUUGACAGUGCACUGGGGCGGCACGAUGGCAAAGUCUAUGAAGACCUCUUCUAUCGCGCCCACGUUCUGAAUCCCUUGAACAGGGAGACAUUUAACCCUGACUACAAGACCGACGAGAUUGUUAUGGAAAGCGGUGAUGCAGGGAAGAUCUUGGCGAAAUUAUAG